AUGGAAGUGACAGCAUUACAUAAGCAACAAACAAGUAUAUACCAAGGUCAGAUUUGUGGCCAUAUUAAGUACAAACAGAUACAAAACAGAAACUUGUCCAGCACCAACAAAACCCAGGCCAAAUCCAAUGACAACAACAAUAUACCUGUAGGCAACUACAGGGAGUCAUGUAAUGACUGUGCACCCCCCAGACCCACUGGUAUCUCCACUGGAACAGAUGUGGCUGCAGCCAUCAAUCUUUCACAUGCCCAGCCCACUGCUGCCCACAGGUGGUCCAUGGAAAUGACCAGAGUCCCUCACACAUUGGCAAGCUGCCACAUUCCCCUCACUAUGGAUGAUGAUGGUCAAACCCUCAUUGCAUUUCCCAAUGGCAUUGCUGAUGACCAUGAGUAUGGUGUGGAUGAUCAAGUCAUCAUAUAUUCUGCCUUCCCAUCCUCCAAUCAGGCAUUGAUUGAUAUGACCAGUCAUUGUAUGCUCAUCAUCCCUAACAUUGGGAUGGUAGGUCUUAACCUGGCAUGUGCAAAUAUCAUGGUAAUUGUAGACACUAUGUGGUCAGCACUUGAUGAUGAGCAGCCACAUGGGAGAAUGGUACCCCCAGCAAAAGCAAGUCCAUGCAUACCAGCUCAUCACUUGUCAACCCCAGAUGUCUUUUUAAACAAUACACCAUUUGAUAAAGGGCAACUUCACUCCAUGUUCAUGGGGUGUAUGGAUGAAAUCAAUAACAACAAUGACAAUGCACCACUGAGACCAAUAUCACAUGUCAAUCCUAAACCCAAACCCCACCCAAGCCUACCAUUGACAGAAAAGGGAAAUGGCCCCAUGCAUCACAACACUGGGUCAUUGGACAACCCAUUAGGGAUGGAAGAUGUCCAACCAUCUGGGAGCAAGGAGAUGAGUGACAAGUGUGCCCCACUGCUGGAACCCAGUGGCCAAAAUAAUCCCAAUGAAGACAAAGCUCUGGCCCUCAAGAAUCUCCAGUUGCCUAUGCUAUCACCUCUCACCCCACCCCUGCCAUCAGUGCCAGAUGAUGCAGCACAGCUGGGUCAGGUUUUUGCAAUGCCACACAUUGCCACCCAUUGGCAACAAACAAGGAUGGGAGUGGUAGCUCCAAACCCACCUCCAUGUGCAGAAGGGGCACUAGAGGUGGCAAAGGUGGCAGAGGUAGCUGUCAGGUUGGGUCAUUUGUUGUUGUGUUGCUGUACACACAUGCAUGACUGGCAUGGUGAAUGGACAUCACAGCUGUCCACACCAGCCAAUUUCAUGUGA
Pisolithus orientalis is the source of this 1266-nucleotide messenger RNA. RefSeq lists its product as uncharacterized. Bases 1 to 1266 code for a protein of 421 amino acids. Lineage: Eukaryota; Fungi; Basidiomycota; Agaricomycetes; Boletales; Pisolithaceae. The transcript has 15 exons. The record is from RefSeq and is a predicted model, not a curated record.